Messenger RNA from Colletotrichum spaethianum, 1389 nucleotides. RefSeq names its product mediator of RNA polymerase II transcription subunit 5. Lineage: Eukaryota; Fungi; Ascomycota; Sordariomycetes; Glomerellales; Glomerellaceae. The coding region runs from base 1 to 1389 and encodes 462 amino acids. Gene Ontology annotation, molecular function: transcription coregulator activity. Gene Ontology annotation, cellular component: mediator complex. Gene Ontology annotation, biological process: regulation of transcription by RNA polymerase II. The transcript is spliced from 2 exons. The record is from RefSeq and is a predicted model, not a curated record.
AUGGCUUUUGCGUAUCGCUAUGGCCUGUCAGCGUCGGACAUGGGAAUCACAUCUCCUGACUCGUUUGUUGCAAGGCUGCUCGGGCAGGGUCACCAAAGCCGGCCGUUUGACGAGUUGUCAGACCAAGAAAAGGGUCAUCUGAAUGGAUGGAUUCAUGGUCUUUUCGAUUCCGAAGCCGGUGGGCUGGGCGAUGAACUGAUGUCAUCUUGCCCACCGCAAGAUUUCUACUUGCUCGUUUCGACACUGUUCCAGAACAUUGUUCUCGCCUUCAGCACUGGUCACUUGGCUGAGGAGAGCCUCAGGGGAGGCAUCGAGUAUCUUGUCGAUACUUUCCUUCUGCCGUCCCUUGUCGUGGCCAUUACGUACCUUGCUAACUCACUGUGGGUUGAGCGCUCUGAUUGUCAGAAGGCGAUCGUAAGGGUCCUGAACUCCGUUUUGGCACCUACUUCCAUAUCCAAUGAGGCGCAAGCUAUGCUCACUUCCGUCAUGAACAUAGUGGCCAAGCCGCUGGAACACUCACUAAGGGCAUACCAACGGUCGGAUCCCAAGAGCCAAGAAGUCGAGCCCCUGUUGAAGUCAAUCAAAGACAGCAUUCCCUUGUCCCGGCGGACAGGAGCAGCUGACCACACCGAAUUGGAUGCUUGGUCUCUGGGUGGCUUUUCCAACUCUAUCCGGCAAACAUUGCAGCAGUUGGUGCAGUGGAGCAUCCACCCAACAAUGGACAGGAUGCCUCCGGCAUACACCCAUCGACAGAUGCUUGUCGCAUUGAAACUUCUGGGUGCAAAACGCCUCCUGCAGCUCCUUUACGAGGACAUCAGGCAGCAAACAGAUACGGGCAGCGGAAGCAUCAUUUACGACGUGGCGACAGCAAUAAUCUGCGCGCCCGACAUUGUCAACACGCCGUCAAAUCCCGUCAACUUCCUCGACAGCUCGGGCAACAUGCCUGCGCCCGCCCAGAGGAAGCUGACAUUGCGCGAGGUUCUGAAGUCAGAUGCUGAGGACUGCAAGAGGCUACAGAAGACGGACAUGAACUUGGCCGAGAUCGUCGUCAGGCUAUACCGCAAGGUGGAGUCUCAGAUGGCAGUUUCGCAGGCUCAAGCCAUCCAGGCAGACACUAUGCUGCAGAAUGACCUCGGGCUGAGCCUGGACACUGGCACAGGCUCUCUUGACGAUGCCAUGGCAGCUGCGGCUGCCAACGUUGCGCAGGGCGACGGCAUGUCCGUGGAUAACGUUAGCCUCGACCUGGGCCUCGGUGGAGUUGGUGGAGAUUUGGGCCUAGGGGGCUCAUCGAACAACGGAGGAGGCUCGUUGGACCUAGGGGCCGAUGACAUAUUCGGCGGGCUCGGCGCCGGCGACGACUUUCAAUGGGACAACAUGGACCUUUCGUAG